Ilyonectria robusta is the source of this 1164-nucleotide messenger RNA. Its product is annotated as family 28 glycoside hydrolase. Bases 1 to 1164 code for a protein of 387 amino acids. The transcript is spliced from 5 exons. The record is from RefSeq and is a predicted model, not a curated record. Gene Ontology annotation, cellular component: extracellular region. Gene Ontology annotation, biological process: pectin catabolic process. NCBI's taxonomy places the organism in Eukaryota, Fungi, Ascomycota, Sordariomycetes, Hypocreales, Nectriaceae. Gene Ontology annotation, molecular function: polygalacturonase activity.
AUGGUUUCCCUAACCUCCACCCUAGUGCUCGCCUUUGCGGCGAUUGCGGCAGCUUCUCCUUUGGCUGAACCCGUCGCUGCGCCUCUGAUUACUGCUGCUCCUGACGCUUCCAUCGACAAGAGAGCGACGAGCUGCACGUUCUCCGGCUCGUCUGGAUAUGCCUCGGCGAGCAAGUCUCAGGCGUCCUGCGCCACUAUUGUGCUCUCGGGCAUCACUGUUCCGUCUGGGACUACCUUGGACUUGUCUAACUUGGCAGACAACACCCAUGUCAUUUUCCAAGGCAAGACGUCUUGGGGUUACAAGGAAUGGGCUGGCCCCCUGCUCCAAAUCAAGGGCAACAAGAUCACCAUCGAGGGCGCCAGCGGCGCGUACCUUGAAGGCGGCGGUGCUCAGUACUGGGAUGGCGAGGGCGGCAACGGCGGAAAGACGAAGCCAAAGUUUUUCUAUGCCCACAGCCUGACGUCCUCGACCAUCACCAACCUUCACAUCCAAAACACCCCCGUGCAGGCUGUCAGCAUCAGUGGAUGCACAGACUUGACCAUCACGGGCAUGACGAUUGAUAACAGCGCUGGUGAUACUGGUGCACUUGGCCAUAACACGGACGGCUUCGACAUUGGCACUAGCACAGGUGUGACAAUCACUGGAGCCAAUGUCUACAACCAGGAUGACUGCGUGGCUGUCAACUCGGGAACUGAUAUCACAUUCUCCGGAGGUACAUGCUCUGGUGGUCACGGUCUGUCCAUCGGCAGCGUGGGAGGCCGUUCCGACAACACUGUCAGCUCUGUCACGUUCUCUAACAACGUUGUGAAGAACUCUGUGAACGGAAUCCGCAUCAAGGCCAGCGCGGGCGAUACGGGCACCAUCUCCGGGGUGACAUACUCCGGGAUCACGCUCCAGUCCAUCUCCAAAUAUGGCAUCCUGAUUGAGCAGAACUACGACGGUGGCGACCUCCACGGAGACCCAACCACUGGCAUUCCCAUCACGGGCCUCAUCGUCAAGGACAUUGCCGGAACCGGUGCUGUCGCUAGCUCUGGGUACGAUGUCGUUGUUGUCUGUGGCAGUGGAUCGUGCUCCAACUGGACGUGGUCUAACGUGAAAGUCACUGGAGGCAAGACGUACGCCAGCUGCCAGAACGUGCCGAGUGUGGUUGGAGGCUGUUCUUAG